UGUGUGUGUGUGUGUGUGUGGUGAGAGGCUCGCGAGCUCGUACGGCGCCCGUGUCCAUUACAUCACAUCACAUCAGGAACGGCGCGAGCACAGGAAGAUGGCGGACGGGGAGGCUUCGUUAAAAGGAGCCGGUUCUCGUACCGGGUCCGGUUCUGGUGACUCGGAAGAGCCUGUGCUGAAGAAAGCGCGGAUUAGUGUAUCUAAAAGCCGCGAUCCGGAUCCGACCCGCGGCGAGCAGAGCGCGGGAGAGCCGGAGCUCGCUGAGGGUCGGGCGGCCGAGGAUUUAACCCAGCCCGCGGAUCAGGAGCCGGGGAAGGCGGGGGUUGAGGCCGCGGCGCCGGGGGAACCCGCUGACGGACUGCUGAUGUCUGAGAACAGUAAACACGGUUCUAACAGCGAGCAGACUCCCGAACCCGCGGCGGAACACGAGCUCUCAGGGGUAAUCGACGGCAGUGUCCGCCCAAAUGGGUUUUACUCUCCUAAUAUUAAUGAUGAAGAUGAUGAUGACUGCUCUUCUCAUGCCAGCUCCAGUGACUGGACUCCUCAGCCUCAGAUUGGUUCCUACCGUUUCAUUCAGCAGCACAUCAUGAGAGAGACCGACCCGAGGACGAUUUUGAAAGACUUACUUCCAGAAACUGUUCUUCCACCUGAUCUAGACGACAUGACACUGUGGCAGAUUAUCAUUAAUAUUUCUGAGCCUCCUAAAAGAAAGAAACGCAAAGAUAUUAACACCUUGGAGGAUGUCGUCAGACUGCUUAAUGAUGGCAAAAAGAUACUUGUCCUAACUGGAGCAGGGGUAUCUGUUUCUUGUGGAAUACCCGACUUCAGAUCCAGAGAUGGAAUUUAUGCUCGACUUGCUGUUGAUUUUCCAGACCUUCCAGAUCCUCAAGCAAUGUUUGAUAUUGACUACUUCAGAAGGGAUCCUAGGCCAUUUUUUAAAUUUGCAAAGGAAAUCUACCCGGGGCAGUUUCAGCCAUCGCUCUGUCACAGAUUCAUCUCAAUGCUGGAUAAAAAGGAAAAGCUUCUGAGGAACUACACCCAAAACAUUGACACUCUGGAGCAGGUCGCAGGGGUCCAGAAGAUUAUACAGUGUCAUGGUUCCUUUGCGACAGCUUCCUGCCUCGUCUGUAAACACAAGGUUGAUUGUGAGGCUGUAAGAGAAGAUAUAUUUAGACAGGUCGUUCCGCACUGCCCAAAAUGUCCCGAUAUCCCUUUUGCUAUAAUGAAGCCAGACAUCGUGUUCUUUGGAGAGAAUCUUCCAGAAUCGUUUCACAGAGCCAUGAAGCAGGAUAAGGACGCAGUGGAUCUUCUGAUUGUGAUUGGAUCGUCUCUGAAAGUGCGGCCUGUUGCUCUGAUCCCAAGCUCCGUUCCUCAUGAUGUGCCUCAAGUUCUGAUAAACCGUGAGCCGCUGCCCCACCUGAACUUCGACGUUGAGCUGCUGGGAGAUUGUGACGUUAUUGUUAAUGAACUGUGUCAUCGACUGGGCGGCGACUUCCAGCAGCUCUGCUACAACUCCUCCCCCCUCACUGAAAUCACAGAGAAACCCCCGCCCCCUCCACCUGUCGCACCUGAACACCCUGACGCUGAAACCCAGUCACCUGAGGUUCUAGAUACAGAAGACUCUGUAACAGAGAAGUGCGACGCGGUCACUGAGGUUCCCGAGAUGGUCCGAGUCGUGGGUUCUGGUUCGGAGCCUGGGCUGCUGACGGAACCCACUGACAGAGACAGUAAUGAAGCCCAGUCUGCAGCUGAGGGAGCGAGGUCCAGUCCGGAGAGAGAGAACCUGUGUUUAGUGACUGAUAAAGACUCGAGCCCGGGUCCAGAAAGCUCCGAUACUCACCAGAAUACACCUACAGAAACAGCUGGCACUAGUCCACAUGCACACCACCAUAAGCAGGAGGAGAUGGAGAGAUUAAACACAGAAAGUGAGGAGGAAUCUAAACACACCAGUCCCAGUGCUGAAAACCGGAAACGGUGCUGGUUUAGCCGAAUACACAGAAGUCCAAUUAGUAAACGUCUUGGAGCGUGUCAGUUCCUGUUUCAGGCUCCAAAUCGCUACAUCUUCCACGGGGCGGAGGUAUACUCCUGCUCGGAGGACGAGACGUCCAGUUCCGGGGACAGCGAGUCCUGCUGCAGUCGGGACGUAUUGGAGGAGGACAGCGAGGAGGAGGAGGAGCAAUGUGCAGCGCAGGAUUAUAUACAGGAAGAGGACGUUGUUAAAGAGACAGUAUCCGAAGACAAAUCCACUUCCAGCGUCCACACAGACCGAACCGCACCGCAUCUACACUCCUCCACCACAGACUCGUGAACCCGGCUAACCGGAUCAGCACUGUGUAUAUUUACUGUGCUCGGUUCUGUCUUAGACUGUAUAUUUUUGUACUCCCAUCCCUUCUCCUGUUACAGUGUUCUCUAAAUGCUUGAGACAACAAAACAGAUAUUUUUACUGUAUAUAUGAGCAGUUUCCAUUAAAGAUUUAAAGUUAAAUUUGA
This is a messenger RNA of Astyanax mexicanus (Mexican tetra), 2489 nucleotides long. RefSeq names its product sirtuin 1 (gene sirt1). NCBI's taxonomy places the organism in Eukaryota, Metazoa, Chordata, Actinopteri, Characiformes, Acestrorhamphidae. The coding region runs from base 98 to 2308 and encodes 736 amino acids. The transcript has 9 exons. The record is from RefSeq and is a predicted model, not a curated record. Gene Ontology annotation, molecular function: NAD+ binding.